Messenger RNA from Alligator mississippiensis (American alligator), 7348 nucleotides. It is a transcript of the gene BMPR1B, whose product is annotated as bone morphogenetic protein receptor type 1B. NCBI's taxonomy places the organism in Eukaryota, Metazoa, Chordata, Crocodylia, Alligatoridae. Gene Ontology annotation, biological process: cellular response to growth factor stimulus; dorsal/ventral pattern formation; BMP signaling pathway. Gene Ontology annotation, molecular function: ATP binding; SMAD binding; transforming growth factor beta receptor activity, type I. The transcript has 15 exons. The record is from RefSeq and is a predicted model, not a curated record. The coding region runs from base 668 to 2266 and encodes 532 amino acids. Gene Ontology annotation, cellular component: plasma membrane; signaling receptor complex.
CACCUCUCCUCGAGGCUCUCGGGCUGGGGGACCUGGGCUGAGGCUUUGCUGCGGCAGCUUGGGAAUGGGUUGGCGGCGGCGCUGGCGGCUCGCUUGCUGAGCGGCAGCGGGGGCGAAGCGGGGGUUUGUUUUUCAGCAUCCCCCUCUCUCCCCCACAGCGGACACGGGGCCGGGGAAGCUCAUGGAUGCGCGGCGAGUCGCCUGCGCGCAGGAGGCGGCGCUGGGCCCUGGCAUGGCUUAGCGGCAGCAGCACUCAACUGGUGGAGCUGCUGGGCUGCGCUGGGAGGAGGUGAAGCCCGGGACUUUCUGGCUCCGGCUCAGUCGGCGGCAGGAGAAGAGAGGCGGCGCGGCCGGGCCGGGGGUUGGAGUUCAUUUAUUUUGUUCCUGGAACAGAAGAGGAGAAAAGGGCAUUUCAGGUUUACUUGAUAAAGGAUAAGAAUGGAUGUGAACGUUGCAUAAAGGUUAAAACUUCUCUUGGUGACUCGCAACAGUCUUGCUCCAAGCUAUGAGAAGGGUGAAGCAACAUUAAAACAAGAAGUUUGAAGGCUUGCUGGCAGACUUGUCUGAGGACCUGACAGAGCCGUACCAAAGGACUGUCGUGAAAUACGGAAAGAAAAGAAACAGGAGACUAACACGGGCAAAUCAGAAUCACUCCUUUCCUGCUGCAAUGGGUUGGCUAGAAGAACCUUACUGGCAUCUUCACAUUUCCUUGAUCAUGCUGCUAUCCAUGCAUACCAGGGCCAAUUUUCUAGACAACAUGCCUUUGAGGAGUUCUGGCAAGCUAAGCAUAGAGAACAGAAAAGAAGAUGGUGAGAGUACAGCCCCUGCUCCUCCCCAGAAGAAGCUGUCUUGUCAGUGCCAUCACCACUGUCCUGAAGAUUCAGUCAACAGCACCUGCAGCACUGAUGGCUAUUGUUUCACCAUAAUAGAAGAAGAUGAGGCUGGUGGGCAUUUAAUCACCAAGGGAUGUCUAGGACUAGAGGGCUCAGACUUCCAGUGCCGGGAUACUCCUAUAUCACACCAAAGAAGAUCUAUUGAAUGUUGCACGGGCCAAGAUUACUGUAACAAACACCUGCACCCUACAUUGCCUCCACUGAAAAACCGAGAUUUUGUUGAAGGGAACAUUCAACAUAAAGCCUUGCUGAUCUCUGUGACUGUGUGCAGUAUACUCCUGGUGCUAAUCAUCAUAUUCUGCUACUUCAGGUACAGAAGACAAGAAACGAGACCUCAUUAUAGCAUCGGACUUGAACAAGAUGAGACUUACAUUCCUCCAGGAGAAUCCUUGAAAGACUUGAUUGAACAGUCUCAGAGCUCAGGGAGUGGUUCUGGGCUCCCUCUGCUGGUCCAAAGAACUAUAGCAAAACAAAUUCAGAUGGUAAAGCAGAUUGGUAAAGGUCGCUACGGAGAAGUUUGGAUGGGAAAGUGGCGUGGAGAAAAGGUAGCUGUGAAAGUGUUCUUCACCACAGAGGAGGCCAGCUGGUUCAGAGAGACAGAAAUCUAUCAAACGGUCCUCAUGAGGCAUGAAAACAUUUUGGGGUUUAUUGCUGCAGAUAUUAAAGGUACAGGGUCUUGGACUCAAUUGUAUCUUAUCACUGACUACCAUGAGAAUGGUUCCCUCUAUGAUUAUCUGAAAUCCACUACCUUAGAUACAAAAGCUAUGCUAAAAUUGGCCUAUUCCUCCGUUAGUGGCUUGUGCCACUUGCACACUGAGAUCUUCAGUACUCAAGGCAAACCAGCUAUUGCCCACCGUGAUCUGAAAAGUAAGAACAUUUUAGUGAAAAAGAAUGGAACCUGCUGUAUUGCAGACCUGGGCUUGGCAGUUAAGUUUAUUAGUGAUACUAACGAGGUAGACAUCCCACCAAACACCCGCGUAGGAACAAAACGAUAUAUGCCUCCUGAGGUGCUGGAUGAAAGCUUGAACAGAAAUCACUUUCAGUCCUACAUCAUGGCUGACAUGUAUAGUUUUGGCCUUAUCCUCUGGGAGAUAGCAAGGAGAUGUGUAUCAGGAGGGAUUGUUGAAGAGUACCAGCUUCCAUACCACGAUCUAGUGCCCAGUGACCCCUCAUAUGAGGACAUGCGUGAGAUUGUGUGCACCAAGAGGCUUCGUCCCUCAUUCCCGAAUAGAUGGAGUAGCGACGAGUGCCUACGACAAAUGGGAAAACUCAUGACAGAGUGUUGGGCUCACAACCCUGCUUCCCGACUCACAGCCCUGCGAGUAAAGAAAACACUUGCCAAAAUGUCAGAAUCACAGGACAUUAAACUCUGAUUCAACAAAAGACAUGUCUUGCAAAAACCCAUGCCCUGGACUUUCCUUUACAGUCACAGGACAGAAAAAAGAAUCAAAAGGCCUCAGUAAUACGUUCCUUGCACACAGUCAUACUUCAGAACAGCUAUAGGUUUGGCUGAUAGCUUUUGAGGAGAGUAUCCUUUGCAAAAUCAGCAGAGUUUGUGAUAUACAAGAUCAGAAGACGCUCAUUUGCCCUUGUUUACUUUGGGAAAUACAGUUUGAAUAACUGGUUCAAGAUUAUGCAUGUUGCUUUCUGUGAAAGCUCAUGAUAAUUAUUAUUAUUAUUUUAUUAUUAUUAUUAUUUUUUGAUUGUUUAAAAAAGAUACUGCUUUAAAUUUUAUGAAAAUAAAACUUUUGGUUAGAAUUAAAAAAGACUUAUAUUAUUACAUUAAAAAUUCAGAAGAAACUGUGCCUGAAAAUUAAAACAAAGAGACUAUUUUUUUUCCCCAUUUUUGAAAACUAUUGCACUCCAAACAAAUAGAGAACAGGCUGUGAAGUUAAAAAAAGUUGUAAUGGAAACUGUCUUAAAAGCCACCUACCUACAGAGACCACUUUCAAAGCUGCACAUAUCUGAGUUUUGAUCUCAAAUUGUAGCUAUAGCCUGGUUAGAAAGAUUGCCUGUGUAGAAAGACCACUCUCCUGAAUUACUGCAGGUGGCCUUUCACAGGCAGAACUUGCUGUAUUUCUGAUAAUCAGAAGCCAUAGAGCAAAAGCAGUUUUGUGUGACUUUUUUUUAACGUUCUUCGUGCUUCUGGUUCUGUUGUGGGGCUGUCUUGGACAAGGCUAUAGGAUGGUAGAAAAAAGCACACUCUUUUCUAGCAUUUUUUUCACUGAAAAAUAAAGAAUUUUUGUAUUGAUGGGAACGAAAGGAACAGACUUGCUAAAGCAUGAGUUUAGAACUUCUUGUUAGUUUUUUAUUUACCAGAGAAAUCACUGGAGAGUGAAACUGCUAGAAACCACAUAUGAAAACAUUGCCUGGCAGAAAGAUGUUGUAUUGUAAAAUGAACAUAAGGAAGGAUUUGAGUUCUUCCAUUCAUGAAAAAAGAAGACGUUUUCACUCAGGUUUGUGUUUCGUGUAUUCUGGGUUCUUUUUAGCAAGUGAACGAAACAUGAACAUUUUGAAGGAGGAAAAAAAAAAGACCCACCUAUAGUGGGAUUGAUCCUUCUUUAAAUGUAUUGGGUUUACUUAAUUACCUGUUGAUGAUAAAGACUGACAAGAAGGAGCUGCUGAUAGUUUUCAAAUUUUGUGGUUGAGAUUUAUGUAUGCACUAUUGGGCUUCAUGCUGCAUUCCUCUUUCAACCAGAACUCCCACUGAGGUCAGUGGGAUGAGUGAGGGAUGAGGAAUUUGGUCCAAGAUUUCUCCCAUUAUAGUGAGAGCUGUUUUUUGUCCACAUAAAUGGAGAAUGUUGCCUUUUACAGUUGUUAAUGAAGAAAUAUUCUGUGAUUACUACUCAAAGGAACACUAGACCAUUGGGAUAAUAUUUUUGCUUUGGAUUCUUUCUUGGUGUCAUACAUAAAAGACUGUUGAAAUCACUGUUUUACUCUGACUGUUAUCAGGUGCUAUCACUACCCCCCCCCCAACCCCAAAAACCUCCACAGCUUUAUAUGCAUAUGAAACUAUAUUCUAGUGCCCCCUACUGCAGCCUCCAAAACUGCUCUCAAGUACUUUGAUACGUUCCUAACAUUCAUCUAAAAGUUGAAAUAUCUGACAUUAGGAAAGUUUGGAAAUGUUGUGGCUUUUUUUUUUUACAUUGUUUUGGGUAACUGAAGGCAUUGGAAGAAAAUUAACAAAAAACCCAAAGGUGAUGUUUUAAAAAAUGAAUGCCUAAAAUUAGGCUCCUAAAUCUGUAUUUUAGAUCCUUAACCAAAAUUGUUGUGCACCCAACAGUUUCCAUUAUAUUUUUGGUGUCGUUAGGUGGCCAGCACCUUUGGAACCCACCAUUUAGUUUUCAAGAGCCAUUUAAGCACCUGUUUCUGAAAAUCUUGACAUGAUGUGUUAGCCAGCUCUUUAGUUUAAAUGGCUUUUGCAGUCACCUCUCAGGCUUUAGGAGACCAGGUUUAGUCAUAGGACUACCGCAGGACUGUGGGACUUGCCAGUCAUGGUAAAUUCAUAGGGAGAGGACAUUCUAAAGCAUGACUGUAGGUUGACAUAUAUUCACCAGACUCGCUUACUGAUUUCUUUCCAUGGAUAUAGGGGAUUAUAGGAAUGCUUGAAAUUCAUUAGUUGGGAAAUGAUAGAUUACGCAAGGGUGCAAUACUCUGUGAGAUGCAUUUAAUUUGGGACAGUUACUGAUUCUUCUAUUUUUCCUCAAAAUUUUGUCAAAGCUCAGCUGAAAAAGGGGAAACUUCCUGACCCCCCUUUUUUUGUCUGUUUUCUUUUUUGUCUCUUGUUUUCUUAGGCUGUGUUCAGUUUUGUUUUGAAAUAAUUGUUGCAAAUGCUGCUUUGAUUGUACUAAGCCUUCUUCAGAGUCAAAAUAAUUGACAUGCUAGACUUAUUCUCACCAUUCAUGUAGAACUUUUUUUCUCCCUUUUCUAGACAAAACUGAUUUAUUUAUGGUACCUAGGUAAAUGUAAUUGGUGUUCAGCUUCACCGCUCUCUUGAAGGUAUUUAUAGGUUGAAAAAUUACCAUUUUAUACUUUCAGGCUAAUACAGAAAAAUGUGCAAGGUUCAAGAUAGUCAGUGAGACAUCCAGACUGGGUGUUUAAAAGUUUGAGCAGAGGAAUUUAAAAAAUGGUAAGCUUUUUUUUGAAGUUUCUCUGGCUGUGCCUCUAUACAGAGUAAGGAACUCUCACCCAGGAAUAAUAAUAAACACAGAAGAGAUUCUGCAGGAAUUAAUAAUUAAUUUCCGACCAUAAUUAGACACAUGACUCUUGUUGACUUCAGCAGCCAUACUUUAAAGGUCCCCAGUGCACUGAGUCUGGAGACUUCUACUAUAAAUCAUCCCUUUUUUGGUGAUUAGAUAAUGGAGGUUAAAAAUGCAAACCCCUUAAUGAAUAUUUUCCACAUUUGAGGGAGUGAAAAGAGAAAGGAGAUGAAUUUGUAACUGCCCACAUUAUAGGUGGGAGUCCCCACAUUGACUGGAGGACAACAAAUCCUCAUAGUGCUGUGCCUUACCAAAUCACAGCAGUCCUGAAGAGCUUGUUCUGAUGAAGUAUAUGGGAACUUGUUACAGAGUGAGCAAAUACCUGAGUGUCAAGUUCUUUCCCUGCCACUUCUGCAAUUGUGGUGUCACUCUAGUGAAGUGGAACAAGUUAUUCCCAAUUUUACACUUCAGUAAGAACCACCUCAGAUGCUCCCUGGAAAAGGGAUUAGAAGAUGAUCUGGGGUGAUGAGGCUGAACACUCUUAUUCUUAAAACUCAGGGGGGUUCAUCCCAGUAGUCUCUGCUCAACUGUUUCCUUGGUAGAUGUCUCUUCUGCCAUGGAAAUAUCUCUUAGUGCCUGCAUAUUUCUUUCCUUUUUGAAGGAGGGCAAAUUCCUGGGGUCAAUUCCUGCAUGUUUCACUAGUCACCACUGUGGGUUUCUAGCAGGUAAACCCUGUAUUGCAGAGAUGAAAGCUGGAAGAUCACAUUUUCUAGCAGUCAUAGUUUGGAGGUUUUCCUUCUCCAGUUUUCUCCAAUAGAGGGACAUGUGCAUCCCUCUUAUAUUAUGGUAUCCUCUUUUCUUGUUGUUUUAAGAGCUCUCUAGAUCACUUCUACCCCUUAUUUAUUUUUCUCAAACACAUUUUGGAAGAUCUAAAGUACUUUUGUUUUGGUGACAGGCAAGUGCAGUGCCAGCUCACUGUUUAGCAGGUUUAAAUCUUCAGAGCAUACUGAAACAGAUGCCCUUCGCACGUGUCAGAAAGAAGGCAUUGUUUCAGUCAGUUGUUGAUGGUCCUAAUGUGUUUUAGAUGCAUGGAUGUUAAUGUUUUGUUCCUGAAAUAAAGGGAUUCUGAGAUAACAGUUGGUAGGUCAUAUAGCGUUUGUAUGUUAAGAUGUUCAGGUUUAUAUGUUUUAUAUAUAUAUAUAUAUAUAUAUAUAUAUAUAUAUAUAUAUAUAUAUUAUAUUAUAUUAUAUUAUAUAUAUAUAUAUAUAUAUAUAAUUAUAUAUUAUAUUAUAUUAUAUUAUAUUAUAUAUAUAUAUAUAUAUAUUCAGUUGGGAGUCUGGAAUAACUCCAGUAUGUCGUUUAAGAGUAAAAUAUUAUGGAAGAUAAAGCACUAAAUAAAACAAAGUAUUUAUUUAUGAAAAUGCAGAAACUGACAAAUCACAGCAGCAGUGCCAUAUAGAGAAAAAAGGAUAUGAGGUGACACAGCUGAAUUUACAAAGGCUCUGUUAUAAUGUAGUUGAUGUCUGUCUCACUUUUCCCUCUCACUGGAGAGGCCAGAUUUUGACCUCAAUUUCAUAUUAACCCAAUUCAAGUCAGUGCUGUUAUAGAGGAUGUCCUUAAGGACAGAAAAUGGCUCAGAUCAUUCUUUUGUAAGCAAUUUGUUUUAGAAAUGUGGCAUUUGAGUUCCCAUGUGCACGGUUAAUUUUAUGCAACACUCAGACUGUGAUUGCUAAGCUGCCAACAUGUACAGUGAGUUCAUGUUGUUACAUUUAUCCUUUGUGUUGCCACAUGUGCAGACUUAAACUGUUCAGAAUGUAACUUCCAGUUUUAGUGAGUUCAGAGCCCACCUUGAUUACGGCUUACUUUGCUCCCAUAGAUUUCAGUGAUAAGGAUUUCAGUGCAAACAGGAUUGAGACUCUGUUUUUCAAAUGUAAAGACACUGAAGGAAAUAUAGGUAGAGAAUUCUUUGCAUAGCAGUCAGAGUGGGAGAGGAAAAAUUAAAGAAAAAAUAAUGUUUAACAACUGCUUUCCCUUCUCUAGCACAAUGUUAUUUCUUUUGAAGAAAGUUUGACAGUGUAAAGAUUUUUUACAAAAGACUAAUUUGUGUUCUUUUUUGGGAACCAGUGCCUUAUUAAACCUGUAAAUACCGUAAUUAUAAGAACUAGGGAGCAAACUGUUAUAUUGUACUUGUUCAAAUUGUAUACAGCUAUUUUAACAUUCCCCUAAUAAAAUGGUUUCAGCCUCCCCUUAGAAGAA